Messenger RNA from Corvus hawaiiensis (hawaiian crow), 1306 nucleotides. RefSeq lists its product as uncharacterized. The record is from RefSeq and is a predicted model, not a curated record. Bases 1 to 1185 code for a protein of 394 amino acids. The transcript has 2 exons. Lineage: Eukaryota; Metazoa; Chordata; Aves; Passeriformes; Corvidae.
AUGGCUGGAGCCCAUUCCCGGGAAUUUGGAUCCCAGGAUUUUUAUGGGGGGAGGGGCUCAAUCCAGGGAUUUUCUGCCGGAAUCGUUGCUCUUUUCCAUCCUUCAAUCCCGACUUUUUUCCGGGGUUUUUUUUGGGGUUUUGGGGUUGUUUUUUUUUUGUGCUUCCCGGGAAAAUCAUCGGAUCCUCUCCGAAGGAUCGCUCGGAAUUCCAAAGGGAUGGAGCUGGGAGUGGACUGGGAGCGGCUCCGCCCUUGGAUUUGGGAGAAUCCGGGAUGGGAUUUGGGAUCCAGGUUGGAAUUUGGGAUGGAAGAAUCCGGGAUGGAAUCCGGGCUGGAAUCUGGAAUUUGGGAUGGAAGAAUCCAGGAUGGAAUUCAGGAUCCAGGCUGGAAUUUGGGAUGGAAGAAUCCGGGAUGGAAUCUGGAAUUUGGGAUGGAAGAAUCCGGGAUUCGGGCUCCAGGCCGGAAUUUGGGAUGGAAGAAUCUGGGCUGGAAUCUGGAAUUUGGGCUGGAUGAAUCCAGGCUGGAAUCCGGGCUCCAGGCCGGAAUUUGGGCUGGAAUCCCGGGAAUGUGGAGCCGAUCCAACACUCCGGAAUCCCCAAAAUCCCUCGGGAUUGAGACAAUUCCCAGCCGCCCUUCCGGGACGAUCCAGAGGCUCAGGAUUCCUGGAAAACUUGGGAAAAGCCAAGAAAGGACGAGCUUAACCCCAAAAUUCCAUCUGCUUUUCCAAGAGGAGCCGAUUCCCGCGGAAAUCCCGGAAUUCGGAGCCGUUUCCCCUCCCCCUGCCGAGAAAUCCGCCGGGAUUUUUCCGGGAGAUCCCAAAAAAUUCCCGGCUCCGACGCUCGUGGGGCUCCCUCCGCCUCUUUUCCCAGCAAAUCCCGAUCCGUCCUCGGAAUUCCGGGCUGGGAACGGCCAAAAUUCCGCCGGCGCCGGAAGCAGAACCUCGGGAAGAGCAGGACACGGCUCCCGGUCGGAAUUCCCGGAGUUUGGGACUGGAAUUGAAUCCAGAACUUUGGCGCUGCCUCCGAACCUUUUUCCCGUUUUUUUUCUUUUGGUGGUUUUUUUUAAUGGAAGCAACUUUGGAAUUCCUGGAAUGCCGAGCGGUGGGGGGGGGGGGGGGGGAGGGAGGAAAAGCGGAAUUCCCGGGAAUUUUGGGGUGGGAUUUUCCAGCUGGAAAACUCCAGGCUGAGCCGGAUUUGAGGGAUCCUUGGAAGAAUUCCAGGAUCCCAGGAGAGGAGGGCGCUCGGAUCCCGGCAUUCCGGAGGCUCGGGAAUGUUGUUCCAUUAAAAAGUUGGCACUUCCUGCUGGAA